Molecule: messenger RNA, 5824 nt
Organism: Porites lobata
Lineage: Eukaryota; Metazoa; Cnidaria; Anthozoa; Scleractinia; Poritidae
Source: the annotation of a GenBank genome assembly
UUAUAACUGUGUCCCUUAGAAAAGAAAGCAUCAAUUACACUUUUGAAAAACACCUUUUGCCCUGAGCUGGAGGAAAAAAUUGCUGACAAAAUAGCGAGAAUUUGUGGUGGUAUUCCGCUCGCCCUCAUUUCCUUGGCUUCUUGGCGAGACCAUCCACCCGAUCUUGUGCAAAUGAUGACCAACGCAAACGUAAAGAGUCGGUACAAGAAAUUAACGGAAAUUCCAACAACGGACUCGAGUAAGAAAAUAGGCGUGUGUUUGGACGCUUGCUUUCUCAAUCUUGACCAGAGUCUUCGAGACACCCUCAUUCGUCUCGCGCUGUUCAGAGGACAUUUCACCUUGAUAACAGCUAAAACAGUUUUCCCUUCAGAUGAGGUAGAAGGUCACGUUUUAGAAUUGGCUCGUCGAUCUCUUUUAGAAAAGAACAUAUUAGGCCCUAAAGAACUGUGCCAUUACAGCCUCCUCACAGUCCAAAAACUCUACUGCCAAAAUAAGGCCCUAGAAGGACGUGCACAGCAAAUCUACGACGAUGGCCGUAGACGUUUUAUCGACCAUUUUCUUUCUUUUCUUGAAGAUACUUACAAGAGGUUCCUGUGCAAAAACGCUUCCAAAGCUUGCACUGAGUUUCGUCCGCACAUGGACAAUAUCAUGCAACUUCUUGACUGGUUCAAGAGUGACACCAUGGACGAAGAACAAAGACUAAGGUGUAUUGAUGUUUUCAACAAAGCGGCCAAGCUACUUGCCAAGAUAAUGGGAGGGAAGCGAUUCAAUGUGGUUUUUAAUAUGCUGAAAGACAAGUGCCAACAGUUGCAAGAUAAAGAACGAUUGAGUGAUUGUCUCACUUCACUGGGGAUAAAAGAGGCAUCCAGCUCUUUCUUUUCCCCUCAUCUGGCUCUUGAAGCUGGUAAGAGAGUUAAACAUGACUCUAAGGAAGCUGAUAAAAUCCAGAGCGACCUUGAAAUAAAUACUGGUAACAGUAGCGCCCAAUGCCUUUCCAAAUAUGGCCUUUGUGUCUCCACCGAUGGCAAAUUUGGCGAGGGAAAGGAGAUGAUUCAAAAAGCAAUCGAUAUUCGGGAGAGGCAUGGCGAAGAGGAGAGGGUCAUGUUGGGUGCAACUUUCAAUGACUUUGCAGGUAAGCUUAAUGGUUUAAAUUCUUACACACUACCGAAUUUCAGAAACUUGCAGUAUGAAUCUUUACAAAUGAUAGAGAAUGGGCUUUUGUGGUACUUGUAUGCCACUCGUCUCGGAAAGAGGGAGUUUCUUUUCGUGACAGAAAAGAUCAUUCAUGAUAUUAGACAAGUGUUAACUCGCAUGGGCAUCUUUUGCGAUCAAGCGCUGUUGUGAAGAGCCAAAAUAUUGUAUUACUAGCUUCCUCUAACGAGUUUCAUCUUAACUGUCGAUAGUGAGCUUUGGUUAUGUGACCGCCUAGUUUAACAAUAUAACAGAGGAGUUCAGGGCCAUAAGUGUACAUUUGAGCACUUGUUAUCGUGAAAGCUAAUUGGCUAGACACAAUAAAAGAACGAGACCAAAUCUAGCCAUCUUGUCCUCACAGGCAUGGUCAAUAAACAAUUUAUUAUAAAGAUAAAAUGAGAAUUUAAUCUCACGGGAACAAAGUGGGAAACGUUACCUCUAUGUUGGCCAAUCACAGCACAAGAUCCUUGCCUUGAAUUUCCGGGCGGUCAGCGCCAGCGCCAUAGCCGUUCAAAGUGCAAAAAUCGCUAAUAUUGACCGCACUCUAGAAAACGAACACCUAGCUCAAAAAGCCUGAUUUUCUUUUUAACAUACAGGUACACCACUGUAGAUUUCCUAGCCGUAUCACAGUUCCAAUGAUUUUUACCCCAGCACGUGUUUUCGGCUUUCCAUCAAAACACGAAAGUAGCUCAACUUUGGGGGUGAUUUUAAAAAGUGUGGUACCUGUCUUAACUUCGCUAUCUGUAUGAAUACAAUCUAGAAAUGAUAGUAAAACACAAAAAGGAAUAACAUUUUUGUGCUCUCCACGUUUUCAGAAUAGACCGCAGAUUGAAUUUCCAGAAAUUUCGUAAACCUGAUAAUUAACGAACACUCGCCUUGUCGAUCUGCUUGUUAAAGUCCAACUUCAUUUGAUGGCUUGAUGGGUCUUAUCCAAGUUCUUUCACAUUUUAAGGUUAUUUCUCGAUCAUCUGAAACUAUAUUGGCCCUUAACUUGCAGGGAAAAGUGGGGAACAAGGCCAUGAUGCUGUGGACGCUCAAAGCGAGCUGACCGAAAACCAAAGAAAGAAGCUGUCAGUUAAAGUCACAGAGAUACCUUAUCCUGUGUAUGGAGAAGUCUGUACGAAGUUGAGCAUCAAAAAUCUAACAUUUAACGAUUUCAGGGGACUUGCUGAGAAAGUUGGAUUUAAAAAGCAUGUUAUAGAUGCCAUCGAUCAGAGAUGCGAAAAUCCCACCGAUGAUAUUUUAAAGGAGUGGUCGAAAAAGAGGUGCAAAGAGGCAACGGUUGGAAAACUGAUUGAAUUGUUGAAGGAGAUAGAGAGAAUGGAUGCAGUAAAAGACCUUGAAGAAUGGGUGAAUGUGAAAUCAUCAUAGGUGUGUAGACUUGACUCUUCUUGUACAGAAAAUCCAUACAUCAGAAAUGUUGUCCAAAUCGCUUUUAACUUGAAUGUUUUUACUCUAUAGAUUAGGAUCCGGUAAUGUUAAAUUAAAUUAGUAAUGUCAGGUAGAAAAAACCGAGUGCAUAGAAGCCCCUCAAUCAUUGUUUUGGCAUAUGUUUUGCGCUCUUAGUAAGUAUAUAAGCUUCAUGCCAUUUUUCGGAGUAGAUGGAUAACAUGGAAAUUACAUGAUUUCGGUCUUCUUCUCUUCGAAAAGCACUUUUUUCUGUCGACGUCGUUAAGUGUUCUAUAUACAUAAGGGCACCAGCACUUCUUAAAACCACUCUGAUAACGCCUAUCCAUUUAAAAACUUCUUCUGACAUAUAUUUAGUAAAAGCCCACAUAUAAGAACCUGUGAUUUUUCCGAGGCAGGCUGAAAUAGUUCUUGUGAAGAAUUAGGUUGAACAAGUUGUUAAAGAAGUUCUUACAGUUUAUUUUUCGUACUCAGUGAUGUGUGAUACAGUACUCUGUACACACUGUAAUUAAGAACCUCCACGGAGGACGAGACUACAUUUAUUGAGUUGUCGACAACUAUUUGUUUUCGGCAACUAGAUGUUAUUGUCACCUAAUUCUCUACGGUGGCUAUUUUUAUAGCAAUAUAGGAAUGCUUCAGGGGCACCCAAAGACAAUAUAGUUCAAAACCACUUAAACAUAGCAUUGUUGAACAUAUUUUAGUAUUUAAACGGUAGAUAUAGGCAUAUUUCUAUCCCCUAAAAAUUUUUCAUCUGUUCGGAGUUAUAAUUAUGUGUAUUAGAUAUUUUUAUUUUGUUCUUCGACGUUUUUUUCAUAAACAGCUCCACCAAAUAUAAAGGGCUGACUUCAAAAGUCAAACAAUUUAAUUUUAGUGCUGCAGCGCUUUUAACGGUUGAAUAAGAUUUUGAGUUACCGUUAAUUCUGCCUGGCAGAGAGAGUUGAAUUUACAGCGUGUUAUAGACUUAGACUUUUUUAUAUAAUCUAUUGUAUGCGAUGUAAACGUACGGAUUAGUAUUGGUGUUUAUGGCUCUCAAAUACCAAAGGCUCAGUGACUUGGAUUGUUGAUGUUUCUGACCGUUGCCAGAAGAAUGAAAGUAUCAGGAACAGAGUAGAGUAGGCUCGAUUUCCGUCGAUCUCUCGGGCUUCCCCGGGGAAAGAGCGCGGGCUCAUUUCCCAAACAGCGACUGGUAUUCGAGCCAAAGAGUAGAGCCGAAAAAGGGAAAAUCUCAGAGAAAAUUUGUUAGAAGCAGAGAGGUAGAUAUGCAGGUGGAAAGUUGAUGGUAGGCUACCAACUUUACAUGUAAUAAACUUUAACGCUUAACGUAAUAUCGUAGCCCAACACAAAUCUUAUAAACUUAACCGCUAAAUGUUAUACAUAAACCAACUUAAAAUUAAUGUGAUUAGGCUCAGCUCCAAAUGUAAUGCCAGUAAACUAGUCAAAUAAUACUAUUUUUGAAUAGUUUCCAUAAGUCGCCUUUCUUUCCAAUUUUUAGCUAAAUUACGAACAUUUCCUUUUUCUCGUUGUACCUCAUCCUGCUCAAGGGGGUCUUUUGUAUAUUUUUUUAAAUAAAGGAAACCGACUUGCAACUAUCACGAAUCACACUACUCUUGAUUUACCUUCGCCCCCCCCCCCACGUUUUCCCAUUAGUCGUCGUUUAGUGUUUUUCAUACCUAAACAAAAAUAAGUAGCUUCACGCCAGUUUCAUUUAUAAGAAUUAUUCGGGACAGUUUUAAUUUUCUCCUUUCCUAAUAAGGGAAAUUUUCAACUCGAGUCCGCGUUUGCUGUAAUUGUGAUUUUAAGUCUCUCCCUCUAUUGUUUUAUCAGUCUGUCCGUGACAGUUAAAAUAAGUAUGAGAGACCUAAAGGUUAUAGAAAUUUUGUUUUAUUGUAUGUAGUAGCCUUCAAAUAUGAAACACGUAUUUAGCGAUUACUAAUACUUUAGGAAUAGAGAGAAUAGUUGUGUGUUUGCGGGUAAUUCUGGAGACUUUGUGUGUAUACUUUGCGUUAUGCGUGCGUAAAUUAAAAUAUUUUUUCAGUUAAUGAAAUGUGCACAUGAAAUAUUUUUGUUUUUGUUUCUCAUUGACUUCUGAGAAGUCUAAAAUUUUAGUCAUUUUAUGCAUGAGUUAACGUCUUAUAUGACGUGGCAGUGUCACUUGAAGUUAGUAUUAAUAAUUAGGUACUUUUUAGCCAUUUUAUAUAUAGGAUGUAAUCGUAUGUUUUUAUUCAUGUAUUGCAAUAAUCAUUGUCUGGUAAAUCUCAAGAGCAAAGGCUUUUUGAACUUAUUGUUCCUACUUCCGACUAUUACCAGAGCAACAAAAAAAGAGGGAAAAAGUUGUCCCAGAAAAUGUCAUAUUUUGCAGUCGGAAUGGAAACAGGAAAACUGCUAAUAGGCUAUAGAGCACAGCAAAUUACAUGUAAUAUAGGAUAUGAGUCAGUGACUGAUUCUCUCUCGGAACCGUUGAAAUAAGUAUUGUUAGACUUGAAGAUUAUAGACAAUUUCAUUGCUUAUUAGCAAUAGUAAAGGCUAAUUUUAAAAAGGAACUGACUUUUUGUUAGUUUAAUAGGAAAGUAAAUAAGCAAAUACAAAACAUCAUGGGCUUUAUUGAGUACAUUUAAUUAGAUAUCUAGCUUCCUUUUCAUCUUCAGUUGUAACUGUUGAUACGAAUCGUUCUUGUAGUAAGAAUUCGUUAAUUUCUGCGAGCUUGUAGUAGUAUUUAGUUUUGUGUGCCAGGUCUAAUGUCACUGGAGGCGAAGAGGAGUUUAAUUUGCUGCACGUAUUUGACGUAGCGCGACCCACAAAGAUAUGGCUGGACAGGACAAAUCGUUUUUGUUGGCUGCCAGCAAUGACACAGCGGACGUUUAAGAACAAUUUAAGGCUAGUCUGCAGAAUUAAAAGAAAAGGUAGAAGUGAAUUGGUCCCAAUGGCAGUGCUUCUUUCACUCAGUCGUGAAGGACUCGUCUGUUCCGUGACUCGAGCUCUCAAGCGGGACAAAAUGUAUUUAGCUCAAAAAGCGCACCAAAAGGAUGAAGGAGGCUCCGGGUGAGUGGAAAAACGAGAAAUAAGAUCGUUGUCUUCCCGUCUUACUAUUAAUUUUCUUGCGACAAUUCCAUACGUUUUACAGGUAUAAAACGCCCCGAUAGCAGGAUGGAAAGACUUUUUCCAAGAAACAUUGAUUUUAGCCUAGUGGGUAGUACCUAAGAUCUCGGGACCAAGCUGCUUCGUUCGG